Molecule: messenger RNA, 3366 nt
Organism: Eleginops maclovinus (Patagonian blennie)
Lineage: Eukaryota; Metazoa; Chordata; Actinopteri; Perciformes; Eleginopidae
Product: chloride anion exchanger-like
Biological process (GO): transmembrane transport
Cellular component (GO): plasma membrane
Molecular function (GO): bicarbonate transmembrane transporter activity; oxalate transmembrane transporter activity; chloride transmembrane transporter activity
Source: RefSeq, a predicted model, not a curated record
AAGAAGCGCUUGGAUCCUUCCUAACUGUUUUUGUCCAUGCACAUUGGUUUGUUUUAUAUACUAACGUCACAAAUGAACCCUCCAAAAAGCAACUUCAGUAUCAUUGGUGCAGCUUUUCCUCAGAAGAUUCAUAUCAAACUAUGCUUUAAAAAAAAAUAAUGGGACAAGAAUAAGAUCCUUAAAGGUGUUGAGGGCCUAAGGGGACACCAUAGAGUAUCCCUGGAUAAAUGAAUCUUGGAAUACAUCUUAUGCAUUCACAAAAACAAAUCUAGGUUCCUGCAGCCGACUAUUUUUGACCAUUGAAGUGCACUGCAGCAGCCGGCUUUCAGCAGUGCUUCCCCUCCUGAAAAGCUACUUGAUUUCCACUUCAUAACAAUGACCUGCCCUGUCCUGUCCCGUCUGUCCUGGCCACAUCCUCCCUAUCCUGCCCAUCGGUACAAUAUCUUCCGAAUGCUCUUUUGGGGGCGGGAGAAAGCCUCUGCUGAAAGUCGCAGGUUACAGAUAUCAGUGCGAACAAUGGACCAAGGAUAAGGCAGGCGUCCAGCAGCGACUGGGACUUCAUAAUUGCUGUUAAUAAUUAUAGUCGUGAUAAGCGGCCGAGGUGGCAUUUAUUGAUGGAAAAGCUUUCUGAGGUCCCAUUUCAACUCCAGGAGCAAGAGGAGGAAGAAGAGAAAGUGGAGAGUCUGGAUUUGAGACACAUUAGGACAUUUUCAGAGCCACACAGGGACGAGGCAGCGGUCCUGCAGGCAGCAGAGGUGACACGAUGCGUCCGGGAGCUCAGCAGUACGUGGUGGCCAGGCAGCUUUACUCCGAGGAGUCGUUCAACGAGGACCAUGAGAAGGUUUACCGGCACCAGAAGACCAUGCUGAACCACGUCAAGCAGUACCUCACAUGUGACGCCAAACGAGCCAAGAAUGCCGCCCUCUCUCUGUUGCCCAUCAUCGGCUGGAUGAAGAUCUACCAAAUCAAAGAGUGGCUGUUCAGUGACAUCGUGUCCGGCAUCAGCACAGGCCUGGUAGCUGUCCUGCAAGGUCUGGCGUAUUGCCUGCUGGCCUCUUUGCCGCCCUGGUAUGGACUUUUCUCCGCCUUCUUCCCCGUCAUCAUUUACUUCUUCCUGGGCACCUCACGACACAUCUCAGUGGGUCCGUUCCCGGUCUUGUGUCUGAUGAUCGGCUCGGUGGUCACCAGGCUGGUUCCAGACGAGGGUCCGCCAACCAACAUCACCGGGUUCGAAGGCCUGACGAGAGACGAGCAGAGGGUGCUGGUGGCUUCGUCUGUGACCUUCCUCGCCGGUAUCAUGCAGCUUGCAAUGGGUGUCCUGCAGGUGGGCUUUGUUGUGAUGUACCUGUCCGACACGCUGGUUUCCGGCUUCACCACAGCCGCCGCCGUGCACAUCCUGGUGUCCCAGCUCAAGUUUGUGUUGGGGUUAACGGUUCCCGGCAUCAGCGGCCCACUCGCUCUCAUAUAUACCCUGGAGAUCAUUUUCAAUCAGAUCACCUCCACCAACGUGUGUGACGUGGUGAUCUCCUUGGUGAUCAUGGUGGUGGUGUUCAUCGUGAAGGAGCUGAACGAAAGGUUCAAAUCCAAGCUGCCGGUGCCCAUCCCCAUAGAGGUCAUCAUGACGGUGAUUGCAUGUGGAGUUUCAUACGGGUUUGACUUCAAGACAAGAUUUGGCAUUGAUGUGGUCGGCUUUAUUCCACAAGGGUACGAGCCUCCGAUGGCCCCAAACUUGCACAUCUUCCAGGAGACAGCCGUGGAAGCUUUCCCAAUGGCCAUCGUGGGUUUCGCUGUUGCCUUCUCCGUGGCAAAGGUCUAUUCUGUGAAACACGACUACACCAUAGAUGGAAACCAGGAGCUGAUCGCUUUUGGAGCCAGCAACAUCUUCGGAGCUACCUUCAAGUCGUUCGCUGCGAGUACAGCUCUGUCCAGGAGCGCCGUGCAGGAGAGCACAGGUGGAAAGACUCAGAUAGCAGGUUUACUGUCAGCUAUUAUCACCAUGAUCGUUACACUGGCCAUUGGAUUUCUUCUGGAGCCGCUCCCAAAGUCUGUGCUUGGUGCUGUGGUCCUCGUCAAUCUGAAGGGCAUGCUGAUGCAGGUUAGAGAGGUCCCUUACCUGUGGAGGAGGGACAAACCAGACUGUGUGGUGUGGUUAGCUACCUGUAUUGCAUCCAUCUUGCUGGGGCUGGAUCUCGGGUUGGCUGCAGGCCUCGGGGUCGAGCUGAUCAGCGUCGUCAUCAGGACUCAGUUCCCUCGCUGCAGUGUGCUGGCAAACAUCAAAGGAACUGAUAUCUACCGAGACAGAAAGGACUAUGUUGAUAUAUACGAGCCAGAGGGAGUGAAGAUCUUCAGGAUACCGUCGCCAAUCUUUUUUGCCAACAUCGACUUCUUCAGGACGAAGCUGGUGGAAGCUGUUGGAUUCAACCCGCUGAGAGUGUUGAGAAAGAGAAACAAGGCAGUGAGGAUGAUCCGGAAGCUUCUUAAGAAGGGAGACCUUCAGUGGACCUCAAAAGGCUUCAUCAACGCCUCCUGUAGACCUAUCAAGGAGUCGGAGGAUGAGAGCAACAUGGAGGAGUUGGACCUGCCGACUGACUUCAAAGACCUUCCUGCCCGGAUCGACUGGAACGCCGAUCUUCCCGCAAACAUCAUGGUUCCCAGAGUGGAUCUGCACAGCCUGAUCCUGGACUUUGCUGCCGUCUCCUUCCUGGACAUCUCCGCCCUGAAGGGACUCAAAACGGCGCUGAAAGAGCUGAUUCGGGUUGAAGUUGAGAUCUACAUUGUGGCUUGUGAUCCCUACAUCCUGCAGAAGCUGCACGACUGCUGCUUCUUUGACGACGAGGUUAAGCCGUCGAUGUUCUUGACCCUGCAUGACGCCAUGCUGCACAUCCUCGAGAAACAUCCAGGGUCCACGGAAAAGAAAUCUGAAUACAACAAGAUAAUAACAACGGUCACGAUCCAUCACCCUGGAGGCAGUUUGAGGAGCAGAGAUAGACAUGCUCCAGAUCCAGAAACCAAGUUCUAACUCCUGAAUGAGAAGACGAUGAUUUCUUGACACCAAAUAAAGGACCAAAGAGUAAAUGUUUUACAAAUCACGCUGAACAAUACCCUGACGAGAUGCUGUCUUUGUACCUUCGAUGAUCUGAGUUUACAUAUACGGUGUUUACUGUAAAUGUGGCAAAACUAAUUUGCUGGUAUUGAUGUUUUUUAUACUGUAUAUAUAUAUAGUGAAUUUGUAGAAAAUGUAGGUGCAAUAUAUUUGACAUGUUUUAUAGUAUUUUCUUGAUAAUGAUAAUGAACUGACUGGGAGCAAAGCAAUGUGAACAAGAGUGAAUGAAGUGACUGAAAUAAAUAUUUGAACACUCGAAAUGA